UUCAGGUCUUCUCCCUCUUUUAUCCAGAGCUUGUGGCCCCAUGUUCUCAGAGCGACUCCGAGCCGAGGAGCGUCACAUGCCACCAUGACCGUCCCGCCACACCGCAUCCUCCUCCUCCUCCUCCUCCUCGUCCCCCUCCUGCUCCUCACCGCCGAGGCCAAACGCCAGCCGGGCCAGGAGAAGCCCGAGAAGCCCCGCCAGCCGCCCCCGUCGCCCCCGCCCACCUCCAGGAGGCCCCGGAACCGCUCGGUGCCCGGCUCCGGGGAGCUGACCACCAAAGAGGGCCACCGCUGCACCUGGCAGACGUCCGGCGAAGGUCUGGUGAGCCUGCUGGUCAACUGCAGCGCCGAGACCGAGGGGGAGCUGCAGAGGUACUGGUGCCGCUACGCCGGUAAACCCGACCUGUGCCAGGCCUACGGCGUGAAAUCCAGCCAGUACUGGAAGCAGCUGGUGGGGAAGCUGAAGAAGAGGCAGCACGCCUGCGACGGGGAGAAGGUCCUGAAGGCCAAGACCUGCAAGAAGGCGCCGGCCGAGGCCCACAUGAAGCUGGCCCAGCGCAGCGGCGAGGACGAGCGGCGGGCCGGGAAGAAGAAGGCCGGAGGGGGGGGGGGAGCCGGCAAGGCGGAGAAGAGGAAGAAGCAGGAGGAGGAAGAGCAGGAGGAGAAGAAGAAGCUGGAGGACAGGACUGGCUUUGAGGACGAGGAGGGGCUGCUGAACGACAUGGCGCCGGUGCAGAGCUACUGCGGCGAGGGCUGGCACUCCGUCUGCUCCUUCUUCGUCCGCUUCUUUGAGGGCUGAGGAG
Salarias fasciatus (jewelled blenny) is the source of this 802-nucleotide messenger RNA. RefSeq names its product fibroblast growth factor binding protein 3 (gene fgfbp3). Gene Ontology annotation, biological process: cell-cell signaling. The coding region runs from base 85 to 798 and encodes 237 amino acids. The transcript has 3 exons. Gene Ontology annotation, molecular function: growth factor binding. The record is from RefSeq and is a predicted model, not a curated record. NCBI's taxonomy places the organism in Eukaryota, Metazoa, Chordata, Actinopteri, Blenniiformes, Blenniidae.